AUGGAUAAUAGAGGUAAAGAAGUUGAGCCUAUGAAGGUAACACUCAUUCAAACUCGUCAUGUCAUAGUUGAGCCUAAACAGUUCAAAACUACGGUACAAAGCUUAACGGCAAAAAACACUUCACUUGCAUGGAUUGAAGAUCCUUCUUACGCUUCGACGACGAAGCGUAAGCCACGUUCUACUCCGAGGAGUGAUGUUCUACGACUUGAAAGUUGUGGUGGUGUUAGUGAUGGAGGCAAUCAUGUUGUUUGUAGUAGCCGCGUGGUUGAUGGUAUUGGUGGCCAUGGCUUAUCUACGGUUGAUUUUGAUGAAAUGUUGCAUGGUCGUCUACCGUUCAUGGAAAAUUCAGAAAAUUGGUUAUGGAAUAUGUAA
Molecule: messenger RNA, 372 nt
Organism: Beta vulgaris subsp. vulgaris (sugar beet)
Lineage: Eukaryota; Viridiplantae; Streptophyta; Magnoliopsida; Caryophyllales; Amaranthaceae
Product: VQ motif-containing protein 10-like
Exons: 1
Coding region: 1-372 (123 amino acids)
Source: RefSeq, a predicted model, not a curated record